Pangasianodon hypophthalmus (striped catfish) is the source of this 2483-nucleotide messenger RNA. RefSeq names its product Jun dimerization protein 2b (gene jdp2b). Bases 119 to 562 code for a protein of 147 amino acids. The transcript has 4 exons. Gene Ontology annotation, biological process: regulation of transcription by RNA polymerase II. Lineage: Eukaryota; Metazoa; Chordata; Actinopteri; Siluriformes; Pangasiidae. Gene Ontology annotation, cellular component: nucleus. Gene Ontology annotation, molecular function: RNA polymerase II cis-regulatory region sequence-specific DNA binding; DNA-binding transcription factor activity, RNA polymerase II-specific. The record is from RefSeq and is a predicted model, not a curated record.
AUUUAAGCGCGCUGAUGCAACGAGACUCGAGUCUCUCACAGGAGCAGGAAGUUAUCGAGCAGCGCUGUUUAUCUGAUUAUUAAACCCGGAUUAUUAACCUAAAACAAGUGAUAGAGUGAUGAUGCCGACUCUGUCUCCAUUCGCGGGGUUUCCCGCCUCCACGCUGAGCGAGCAGCUCAAACUGGCCGAGAUUUUCAGCCUUCAGGCCGCCAUGACCCCCAGCGAGCUCACACACACGGUCAAGAGACCACUCGGCCUUCUUCAGAGCGAGAUGGCUGAUGAGGAAGAGAGGAGGAAGAGGAGGAGAGAGAAGAAUAAAGUCGCAGCAGCACGUUGUCGAAACAAGAAGAAAGAAAGAACCGACUUCCUCCAGAAAGAGUCGGAGCGGUUGGAGGUAGUGAACACCGAGCUGAAGUCUCAGAUCGAGGAACUGAAGCAGGAACGUCAGCGUCUCAUCCACAUGCUCAACCUCCACCGUCCCACCUGCAUCGUCCGCACCGACAGCGUCCAGACCCCCGAGAGCGAGAAGAACCCGCUGAUGGAGCACAUCUCGGCAUCGUGAGACGCUCCGGAGACCUGCGGGAGGACGGAGUGGAUGGAGAUUUCACCCUCAAACCGGACCACUUCCUGGAUUUGUGGAAUUUCUAGAGACUUGAAACACUCUGGAUGCUUUUUUUUUUUAAAAAAAAGAAAGAAAGAAAAGCAGUUUUGUCCUGAAAAAGCGGAAAGUCGCCAAAGGAACAUGAAGAUGGACGUGAAGGUAUUUGGGAGGUUUUUUUUUUUUUUUUUUUUUUUUUUAACCUCAAACCAGAAUUGCAAAAAAAAAAAAAAAAAACCCUUGAAGACCACUUCCUGUUUUUUCUGUGUGUGUGUGUGUGUGUGUGUGUGUGGUUUUUUUUUUUUUUUUUUUUUUUUUUAAUUUCUCAGAGAUGCUAAAGCAUUGGAUAUCUGGAUGUUUUUUCUUUUUUUUUAUUUCUUUUUUUUUUAAUUUUAUUAUUAUCUAUAUAAAAAUCUUUGAUUUGAUUUCUGUGAUUUUUUUCUUCUGGUUUUUAGUCUUUUUUUUUUCCCAUCCUGACAAGCGGGAGAAACAGGAAGUCUCACUUAGCGGCUCGCUGAGACAGACACGAGACAGAAGUGAGACGCGCAAAGAAAUUCCCAGAACUCUUGAAAGAAAAAUGCUUUCACUUCAAAAAGCAGACUCACUUCCUGAGUUUGUGGAUUUCCCGAUUAUUUCCCGAUUAUUUCCCGAUUAUUUCCUCACAACGAGACGCUCGUGAGACGGAGACGAGACACAUACGGAUGGACUUUGUUAAAAAUUAUUAUUUUAUUGCUCCAUCUCAGUCCUCGAUUUCUGUUUUGUUUCACUGACCACUUCUUGUUGUUUUAUUUUUUUAUUUAUUUUUUUUGUGUGUGUGUGCAUUGACUUCCUGUUUGUAUCCUGGGAAACAGGAAGUCACAGAAGUAGCAGUACGUCUUGCCUAGAAAGCGUCUAUCCGAACAAUUAUACGAUAUAUCGCGAUCUUCGACAUGUAUCGUUAUCGUGAACGUCUCAGAACAUCAUCACUACUUUUUCAUUAGGAAGGGAGCAAAACAAAAUGGCCGACAGAACGGUCGCUCCUAAUGAAGGGUUAUUUAUUACCGUGGUACUUAGCAUGAAGGUGCGAAACAAGCUAGUUAGCGUGCUAAUCGGAAAACCUUCACUGUGGUCACUAAGUAAUUGUUAACAUUAGCAUUGUAAUUAGCACAAUUGUGUCGUAACCUGUGGAUAAACAAAAUAAUGACUCGGUCACAUGACUGCAUUAAUGUACAAAACUCUGAACAGCCACCAGAUGGCGCUGUUGAUCGCGGAAUAUUUUGUUUUUUGAAAAUGAACAAAGAUUUUUUUGUCAGAUUAUAAUAUUUAACAUAAUUUAGUAUGUGUUUAAAAAACAUACGCUAUCAAGUUUUAUGUAAACAGAGCUGAAUUAAUAUUUAUUGAAGACAAAACUUUCUAAAUAUAACAACCUAAUAAUAAUAAUAAUAAUAAUAAUAAUAAUAAUAAUAAUGUAACUUUAUCACCCCCCUGGUGGCAAUAAAUAGUAUCACGCUCAUAAAUGCAGGUUUCAUCUUUGAAAUAAACGCCAUUAUCGCUGCUUUAUCGUCGAUUACUUCAGUAAAACGACGAAUCGGUCGCCUCUGAUGCUGAACCCCGGUGUUAUUGUGGUUAUUGUAAUAAUAAUUGUAUUGUACGUGUAGGUUUUUAACGCAAUGUAUCCUGUAUUCCGUGAUAUCGAAUGCUACGUGAAACACUUUUUACAGUCACUUGAUGUGAUGAAUCUGCCGUAAUGUUAUUUUAUAUAUUAUAUUGUUAUAUUAAAGUUUUUAUAAGGUGUCGAUGUGCUGAGAUCUGCUGCGCGGAGUCUCUCAGGUCCGUCUGUUACACAGUAACGUCUUUUGUUACGGUUUGGGAAUAAAAUAAAUGAAAAAUAUACAAACAUGACAAA